AGAUCGAUGAAACCCUAACCCCAAACAGACGCAGCCCGUUCCUCAUCAUCACAUCCGACGUCGGUCUCAAAUAGAGUAUCCGGUACACUUGAGCUCGUUCCUUAGUCAGAUCUGUGACCCACGAGUCCGGUUUAGAAACUUUCCGGCAAGGUGAAGGGUGCUCCGACGAUAGUGAUGGCGGUUGGACUGGUUCGAUUGCUAUCAUGGUGUCCAGAUGGGUUCAAAUGGAUGAUGUGGGAAAUGUUGUUGAUCAGGUAAAAGCACCUUAGGUUUGGAGGGGUUCGGCCAACUCAGAUUUGGAGGGGUUCGGACAACUUUAUCAGAAUCUCGAAGAGUGAGCGGAACGUACGUCAUGUCUGCUUUUACGUGAGCAGCUAGCUGCCUAUCAUCAUCAUUCAUUAGAUAUCCCUUUAAGAGAAUCAAACCACAAAUCUAUUCCAUUCUCCCUCAAAGAAAAACCCUUCAACUUCAACAACAAUGGACAACAAGAUCUCCGAAUCCGGUGAUAGUAUCAAAGUUAUCGUCAAGGAUCAGCAUGAUGUUAAGAUGUAUUUCAUGAUGAAGAAAGAUGUCCCAGUGAAGAAGCUUUUGCUCGACUAUUGCAGGCGACAAAGACUUGUUUUUCGAGAGGUCAACUUUUUGCUCAACGGGUCUCGGUUUCAGCCUCACCUAACCCCUAAUGAGCUUGAAAUGGAAACCGGUGAUGAAUUUGAGGCUAUGUCGCCAGUGUUAGGGGGAGCCGGAGCCUAAUGCUAGGAGAGAGGCGUAUGACAUGCUAACACUUAUUUUGUGACGGAAGUCUCUCUAUACGUUAACUAUGUGACUUUUGUUAUGACGUUUAUAACCAGUUUGAUUCUGGGAUAAAUAGUUCUACAUUUAGGUA
This is a messenger RNA of Helianthus annuus (common sunflower), 883 nucleotides long. Its product is annotated as small ubiquitin-related modifier 1. Gene Ontology annotation, molecular function: protein tag activity; ubiquitin-like protein ligase binding. NCBI's taxonomy places the organism in Eukaryota, Viridiplantae, Streptophyta, Magnoliopsida, Asterales, Asteraceae. The coding region runs from base 478 to 750 and encodes 90 amino acids. Gene Ontology annotation, cellular component: nucleus. The transcript is spliced from 4 exons. The record is from RefSeq and is a predicted model, not a curated record. Gene Ontology annotation, biological process: protein sumoylation.